UGUCUGUUUGUUUGUCUGUUUGUAAGUUCAGGAUCUGCUCACCUGGCUGCCACAGCACUGCGUUUACAGCAUGGAUAGCCUUCACACAAUAAGUUAUUAGUUUUAACAAUAGUAGAUUUCGAUGUUAGAGCUUUGUUGUCGAAUAAAAGCGAGCAUAAACUAAGAAGCUUGAACUUGCACGUUGGCAGCUAGCUAGCUAGUAGCCUCGAUCCCAGGCCGAUCCGUCUCUAAUUGAACGCUAGGUCGCCUCCUCGGCCUGGUAUUGAUUGUAUCUGGGCGUGUAUCUGGGCGUGCUCUUAUUGGCUCCACCUCGCUCAGGUAUUCGCUAAAAAAGAGCGAAUUCCUGAGCGACUUAACACUAAUGGUGUAUGUAUGAGCACCUACUCCGUAAAAGUAAUUGUAAUCUCAUGAAUAGCUCCGUAAAGCUAGCUAGCUACUAUACUAUGGCAAUUUCAACGUCUUUUGAUAUCCAAGAAGCAUUAGCAUAUGCACUGUCUUGUGUGAAGCAAGAAGGACUGAUCCUCAAGGAACAGCAGGUCCGUGCUCUCAAGCUCCUGUCAGAAGGAAGGGACGUUUUUGUGUGGUUCCCAACUUAACUGGGUAUGGCAAGUCUCUGUGCUAUCAAUUGCUACCCUUCUUGAUGGACUACAAGCUUGGUAGGACUAAGGGUCCUCUUGUCGCCAGAAGUGUAGUUCUUGUCAUCUCUCCCCUUGUGUCUCUCAUGAUUGACCAGGUCAGGAGUCUGAACACUAGAGGUGUUUCUGCUGUCAUCCUCAGUAGUAAUAAGGGAAUCGACAGAAGUCUUGUUGCCACUAACAAAGAUGUGUCGGAUGGAAAGUACCAUCUGUUGUUCACUGCCCCAGAGGCUGUUGUUGAAGACUAUCGUUGGAGGAUGCUAUUACUAGAGCCUCCACUCAAUUCCUCUUUAGUGGCAAUAGCUGUGGACGAAACACACUGUGUUUACAAGUGGAGCUCUGACUUUCGUCCUGCCUAUGCACACCUAGGUGAGCUUAGAGCAUUUUCCCCUCCUGGUGCUCCAAUGUUGGCUGCAAACUGGAUAGUUUCUGACCUACCCUCUAGCUCCACAGCGAUUGCAGAUUAUGUCGAGGCACUGGCAUUAUGUGGACCAUCAAUGAGUUAAAAGCAAGCCUUUUUCCUCGAACCCCGAUGGUACUCCUCUUUGCUGAUGGACGCGAGCUCACAGUGAAAGGAGAUGCGUCGGAACCACUCGUGUCCUUAGUCCUUUUCUUAGGGGCUGAUCUUACUGGACUACUAGGGAGCUGCCCUUUGGACACUUGUUUCUGGUAGCUACGUCUGGCCAGGAGCCUGAACGCCUCUAUGGACUCUAUCUUCUUGAUACAAGAAAGACAGACAAUCUUUGACAGGCCAUCUGAAUCACUAACAGGCAGAUCCAAUGCAAGACUGAGCCUCCCUGGAAUAUCUUCUUUGAGAGCCUUACUGCUGAACAAAUGUUUAUAUCUUCUGUUUUGUAUGGCAUCAGUGCUGCAACAUAACCUACAAAGAACAAACUUAGAAGCCAUCAUUAAUUUUAUUCAAUUUUCAUUUGACCACA
Messenger RNA from Halichondria panicea, 1573 nucleotides. Its product is annotated as ATP-dependent DNA helicase RecQ-like. Bases 641 to 1141 code for a protein of 166 amino acids. Gene Ontology annotation, cellular component: chromosome; cytoplasm; nucleus. The transcript is spliced from 3 exons. Gene Ontology annotation, molecular function: 3'-5' DNA helicase activity; four-way junction helicase activity; ATP binding. The record is from RefSeq and is a predicted model, not a curated record. NCBI's taxonomy places the organism in Eukaryota, Metazoa, Porifera, Demospongiae, Suberitida, Halichondriidae. Gene Ontology annotation, biological process: double-strand break repair via homologous recombination.